Funneliformis caledonium is the source of this 140-nucleotide messenger RNA. The record is from the annotation of a GenBank genome assembly. NCBI's taxonomy places the organism in Eukaryota, Fungi, Glomeromycota, Glomeromycetes, Glomerales, Glomeraceae.
AUGGUCAAAGACUAACAAGUUUUUUAAUUACUUCAGCACAGAAUUCCUUUUCAUUAUCAGAUUGUAAAAUAGUUGGAGAUGAGCUAAUAGAAAAAAAUAAAUUAAAUAAAAAGGCUGCUACUUCAAUAGCUUAUUUGAAA